Pungitius pungitius (ninespine stickleback) is the source of this 1510-nucleotide messenger RNA. RefSeq names its product RNA binding motif protein 42 (gene rbm42). The record is from RefSeq and is a predicted model, not a curated record. Gene Ontology annotation, molecular function: mRNA binding. The coding region runs from base 134 to 1342 and encodes 402 amino acids. NCBI's taxonomy places the organism in Eukaryota, Metazoa, Chordata, Actinopteri, Perciformes, Gasterosteidae. The transcript is spliced from 12 exons.
UGACCGUCAAUGGUAGAGAGCGGAAUACACUGACCGCAGUAAUACAACCAAACGUCACCAACCAAGAAGAAGAAGAAAAACGCGAGGAAGAAAGCUACCGUCGUUGAAGUUUAUCCACAGCCCGUUCUUCAUCAUGGCGCUGAAAUCAGGAGAGGAGCGUCUGAAAGAGAUGGAGGCUGAGAUGGCUCUUUUUGAGCAGGAGGUUCUUGGAGGUCCUGCAGUGUUAGGCAGCUCACCUGUGAUGGAUGGAGUACCCAUGGCGCUCUCUGCCCCGGCUCUUCAAAUGGUGCGGCCCAUUAUAGGCACGAACACCUACAGACAGGUUCAGCAGACAUUGGAUGCCAGAGCUGCUAGCUUCGUUGGACCUCCACCACCGGUCUUUGCAGGACCAGUCCCUCCAGUACGUCCUCCCUUGCUGAGACCAGCCUUUGUCCCUCAUAUCCUGCAGAGACCUGUUGGGCCGAGGAUGCAGAUGAUGCGUGGUCCUCCAAUGGCUCCUCCUCUGCCCCGGCCUCCUCCACCCCCUCCCAUGAUGCUCCCACCUUCCAUGCAGGGACAGACGCUUCAGGGUUCCUCUCAGCCUGUCCAGCACAUGGGCGGCCCGCCUCAGGUCCGCAAUAUGGGCUCCAUGGUGUCGAGCCCGCCCACAAGACAGGGACCGCCGCCCUCUGCCAAACAGAUGCCAUCGAUCUUCCAAGCGGCACCGACCGUCUACUCUGCUCCUCCCGCCCCGUCUGGACACAAAAGAGUUGACGUUCGUGCUCAGAGACAAGCCAGAAUGGAGGAGCUGGCAGCGCGCGUCGCCGAGCAGCAGGCAGCCGUGAUAGCGGCAGGUCUGCUGGACAAGAAGGAGAGCGAAGACAGCGGCAAGGCCAUCGGGCCCAAAAUGCCUGAGCCCGAACCCGCCCACACCGAGCCCGUGGAAAGUGCAUCAGAGGACAGAAAGAGAUCCCGGUCGGAGAAAGUGAGGAAGUGUAUCCGCACUGCAGCGGGGACCAGCUGGGAGGACGCCAGUCUGUUGGAGUGGGAAUCGGAUGAUUUCCGUAUAUUCUGCGGUGACCUUGGCAACGAGGUGAACGAUGACAUCCUGGCCCGUGCGUUCAGCAGAUACCCGUCUUUCCUCAAAGCUAAGGUGGUGAGAGACAAGCGCACAGGAAAGACCAAAGGCUACGGCUUUGUCAGCUUCAAAGAUCCAAAUGACUACGUCAGAGCCAUGCGAGAGAUGAAUGGAAAGUACGUUGGCAGUCGACCCAUCAAACUGAGAAAGAGCAUGUGGAAGGACCGCAACAUGGAAGUGGUGCGCAAGAAGCAGAAAGAGAAGAAGAAGCUGGGCCUCAGAUAGCGUGUGUGUAUAUGUGUGUUUGUGUGUGCGUUUGUAUGUGUGUGCGUGUGUGUUGCAGCCCAGUGGACUGACAUCAUUGCGUGAGAGCCUGACUCUUAUUCGGAUUUGUCUAAUUGGAAGACGUGUCGUCUUUUUUUGUUCUUCCUUAAAUAAAACCAUCAUUUCUUA